AUGUCCAAAAGACAGGCAGAGUUGUCGCUGGAGCAAGAGGCUGCGGCUGGCUCUCCGGCCUCUAAGAAGGCCCGCGUGGAAGACGACAACCUGCCGGAAGAUGACCCGCGUCACGGAGCACUACCAUUGCGCCGAGCUCCAGGACAAGAGAUGGAGAACGAUGAACGCAACGGAAAUGACAUCCUUGCAGCCGCAGAUCAAGAGGGAGAGGAACUUCAAGAAGCCGCGCAAGUAGGCGAGGAGGAAGAGGACGACGAAGUGGACGACGACCGACCUGCGAUUGUGGCCCCUCAACGCCAGAGCGCUCCGAUGGAAGGAUACAGCGACCUCUACCUCGAUACGAUCAAUCGCCAGAUCCUGGACUUUGACUUCGAAAAAUUGUGCUCGGUCAGCUUGUCGAAUAUCAACGUCUACGCUUGUCUUGUGUGUGGCAAGUACUUCCAGGGCAGAGGUCCCAAAUCCCACGCCUACUUCCAUGCCCUAGAGGUUUCACACCAUGUCUUUGUCAACAUGGGAACGAAGAAGGUCUACGUCUUACCAGAGGGCUAUGAAGUCAAGAACAAGAGCUUGGAUGAUAUCAAAUACGUGGUCGAUCCGUACUACACCAAGGAUGAGGUUGCGAAGCUAGACAAGGAGGUCACCGAUGCUUUCGACCUGUCGGGGAAACGCUAUCGUCCAGGUUUUGUUGGUAUGAACAAUAUCAAGGCAAACGACUACCUGAACGUCGUUGCCCAGGCCCUCGCUCAUGUCCUUCCGAUUCGCAACUACUUUCUUCUCCACGACUUCCCACAGCCUGGUACACCUCAACUAGUCCUGCGCUUUGGUACACUCGUGCGGAAGCUUUGGAACCCCAAAGCCUUCCGGUCCCACGUAUCCCCUCACGAACUAUUGCAAGAGAUUGCUCUGCGGUCCUCCAAGCGAUUCACCCUCACCCAACAGUCUGACCCAGUGGAAUUCCUAUCCUGGUUCCUAAACAAUCUACACCUCGCGCUUGGUGGCUCCCGGAAACCAUCAAAAAAAGCAACUAGUGUCGUCCACGCCGCGUUCCAAGGCCGCCUCCGGAUCGAAAGCCAAGCCAUCACAGCGCACUCAGACACGCAGAACGCUCGCCUGGUCUUCACAGAAUCUGGCACCAUCAACAGUCAAACAACACCCUUCCUCAUCCUCACCCUCGACCUGCCUCCAACACCUCUCUUCCAAUCCGCAAACAGGGAAUCCAUUAUCCCUCAAGUCCCCCUGACCACCCUCCUCAACAAGUACAAUGGCAUCACCGCCUCCGAGAAGCUCGCCCACCGUCUCCGCCACCGUCUCCUCCAUCCACUUCCUCCCUACCUCAUGUUCCACAUCAAGCGCUUCAGCAAAAAUAGAUUCGUCUCCGAGCGCAACCCGACAAUCGUCACUUUCCCAUCCCCGCGCUCGCUCGACAUGUCGCCCUACGUAGAACCCAACCCGGAGAUCUGGCCUCCCGGCGAACCAAUCCUCUACGACCUCGUAGCAAACAUUAUCCUCGACCCCACAAUCACCGCACCCGGCGGGACAGAGGAUGCCGCUGAGAAGGGCGUCAAUGCAGCCUCAGGCGGCGGCGCCUCGUCCAGCGGCGCCGGUGCAGGCACCGAGAAGGUCUCGUGGCUUGUGCAGCUGCAUGAUAAGGCCAUGGCGGCCGAGAACACCCGUGUCCAAAAUGAGCAGCAUAGCGGCGAACAACGGGGGCCGGAGUGGUUAGAGAUCCAGGAUUUGUUUGUGAAACGCGCAGAGAGCGAGACGCUCUUCACGAAAGAAGGGUAUCUUAUGGUUUGGGAGCGGAGGAGGGUUCCUGGUAUGGAUAAGGGGAAGGCCGCUUCGAAAUGA
Molecule: messenger RNA, 1848 nt
Organism: Aspergillus mulundensis
Lineage: Eukaryota; Fungi; Ascomycota; Eurotiomycetes; Eurotiales; Aspergillaceae
Product: ubiquitin carboxyl-terminal hydrolase family protein
Exons: 2
Coding region: 1-1848 (615 amino acids)
Biological process (GO): protein deubiquitination; spliceosomal complex assembly; mRNA processing
Molecular function (GO): cysteine-type deubiquitinase activity; zinc ion binding
Source: RefSeq, a predicted model, not a curated record